Molecule: messenger RNA, 780 nt
Organism: Thecamonas trahens ATCC 50062
Lineage: Eukaryota; Apusomonadida; Apusomonadidae
Product: methyltransferase
Exons: 1
Coding region: 1-780 (259 amino acids)
Biological process (GO): rRNA methylation
Molecular function (GO): rRNA (adenine-N6-)-methyltransferase activity; rRNA (adenine-N6,N6-)-dimethyltransferase activity
Source: RefSeq, a predicted model, not a curated record
AUGCAGAGGGAGAUCGAGUGGGCCCUGUCCCGGGCCAAGGCAGCUUUCCCUGCGCCCAAGAUCGUGCUGGAGCAGUACCCGACGUCUGCGGAGAUUGCCUCGCACAUGGUGGCGACUAUGGAUGAGGGCUACGGCGAUGUCGAGGGCGCCCAUGUGGUUGAUCUGGGAUCGGGAACGGGUAUGCUCUCGCUGGCAUGUGCCCUGGGUGGUGCAGAGUCGGUGACCGGGGUGGAGAUCGAUGACGAGGCGAGAAUGGCUGCCGAGGAGAACUUGGCUCUCCUGGUCGACGCCGGCGAGCUCGACGCGCCGACGGGCGUGACGUUUGUUGCGGGCGAUGUGCUGGCUCUGGGCGAGACGCUGACGGAAGGCACUCCAUCAGAGACCGGUCUCUCGCCGCGGUGCUGCAGAACGGUCAUCCUCAACCCGCCGUUUGGCACCAAGAAGCACAAGGGCCUCGACACUAAGUUCCUCGCUGUCGCCUUUGAUCUCGCCACCUCGGCCGUCUACUCGCUCCACAAGUCGUCGACCCGGCGAUUCCUCCUCAAGUUUGCGGCCAAGCACGGCGUUGACGCACACGUCCUUGCAGAGCUCCGCUACGAACUGCCUAACACGUACAAGUUCCACAAGAAGAAAUCGGUCGAUAUCGAGGUCGACUUUAUCCGCUUUGACGUCUCUGCCCGCGCUACCGCCGCUGCUGCCGCUGCCGUUAGUGAUGCCGAAGCUGCUCCCGCUUCUGCCUCCUCGCCUCCUUCCCCCCCUCCACCGACCGACACAGCAUAA